AUGAUUCCUGCUCGCAUUCUUCUUGUUCAUGGAGCUCUGGCCGAUGGCUCUUCCUGGUCCAAGGUCAUCCCAACCCUCCUUGACGCAGGCCAUAAUGUCACUGCUGUCCAACAACCUUUGACAAGUCUCCCGAACGAUAUCGCCACUGUCAAAGAAGCCAUCCAUACCCUCAACGAAGACAACGACGUGCCCAUUGUUGUCGUAGGACAUUCAUUUGGCGGCUUCGCCAUCACCAACGCUGCUACAGACGAGCCCAACAUCAAGUCUCUCGUCUACGUCAUGGCUUUCGCCCCCGAUGAGGGCGAAACAGUCGCUGAACUUGGCAAGAACUAUACUGCACUUGAAUCCAAUCUUUCUUUUAGAAAUGAUACCGCUGGACGCUUGUACCUCCCUCCCCCAGCCUAUCUGAAGUACUUUGCCCCUGAUGUCGACCGUGACGAGGCGAGGGUCCUCGCGGCUACCCAGGGACCUUUCGACCCGCUGAGAUUUGGACUUCCCUCAGGAAAGCCAGCUUGGAAGCAGGUCAAGAACAAGCACUAUAUCGUGGCGACGAAGGACCAGAUUAUUCAGCCUGAGCUGGAAGAAUUCUUUGCUAAACGAAUUGGUGCUAAGAAGCACACAUUGCGCGGAGCGAGCCAUGCCGGUUUAUGGAGUCGUGGCGAGGAUGUCGCAGACAUUAUCCUUGAGGCUGCUCGAGAGCUUUGA
Messenger RNA from Fusarium sp. VM40, 705 nucleotides. NCBI's taxonomy places the organism in Eukaryota, Fungi, Ascomycota, Sordariomycetes, Hypocreales, Nectriaceae. The record is from the annotation of a GenBank genome assembly.